UAGGGCGGAAACGUGUCGGUUUGCUCGUUAUAAGUGCAGGAAGUGCGGUGUUCAAGGCCAUCUCAAACGAAUGUGUAAAACAUUAGCGGGGCAGCAUUAUGUUGAGUGCCGUGAGGAUGUCGAUGACGAUGUGCUUACAGAGUGACAAUUAUCGGGGCAACCGGGAAGUAGACUUUAACCAGGGCGAUUUAGUGCUAGUUAGACUUUAUAAUCAACAAAGACAAUCAUGGACCCGUGGUGUAGUAGUCAAGAAAAUCGGCAAUUCUUUGUACUUAGUACAACUCAGCUGCAAUGAUCAGAUUGUUAAAAGACAUGUAAACCAACUGUUAAAGUAUAAGGGGGGAGAAGAUGGAUGUUGCGAACAAAAACCGGCGACAACAGAUACCGUCCCCGCCUUCAUACUGCCAGUGGAGCAGAGUGCGGAGCAACCUCCUAGUACGGAGGAGUCAACACCUACUGCUGAGUCUUCAGGGACCUCGAACGCUCAACCGGCAACUAAUAUCUCCCCCGAAGAUCAAUCUGAGAGCAAUCCAGAGGACUGGUUUGAUUGCGGCAAUGAAAUUGGACAAACUGUUGAUGUCACACCAGCGACGCCCCCCGAGUCUGUGUGUGAACCUCAAACCACACCUCAGAGGGAAGUCUCCACACGUUCGAGACGGCCUAGGCGCGUUGUAGACUACAAGAAGUUUUUUUGAAUAAAGGUGGAGGGAUGUUAUAAUAUUAAGCUACUAAGCGGGUACUUUGU
This is a messenger RNA of Ostrinia furnacalis (Asian corn borer), 745 nucleotides long. RefSeq lists its product as uncharacterized. NCBI's taxonomy places the organism in Eukaryota, Metazoa, Arthropoda, Insecta, Lepidoptera, Crambidae. The transcript is spliced from 2 exons. The coding region runs from base 99 to 695 and encodes 198 amino acids. The record is from RefSeq and is a predicted model, not a curated record.